AUGAAAUCGCAUAUUCAAGCUCUUGAGGAGCAGGCGAUUGCGGCGACAGUUCAAAGCAACGUGUUUGCUCAAGUAUGGGCCGAAGCAUUGCCGAAGAGUCUUCAUUGCUUAGAUGUGAAACUUACUUCUGAUUGGUUAAAGAAACCUUCUCUGCAAAAACUCUCAGAUCAGACGAGAAACUCGCUCCGGCUUACAGAUCAGAAUCUAUAUCAUUUCUGCAUCUUUUCGGAUAAUGUACUGGCAACAUCUGUCGUUGUUAACUCGACAGUUCUCAACGCUGAGUAUCCAAUGCAGUUAGUUUUUCAUAUUGUAACCGAUGGUGUCAACUAUGGAACAAUGCAAGCUUGGUUCCUCGGUAACGACUUUAAAGGAGCUACAAUAGAGGUGCAGAAUGUCGAAGAGUUUCAUUGGCUGAAUGAAUCUUAUUCUCCGAUUGUCAAACAGCUUCUCAAUUCAGAAUCUCGAGCCUUUUAUUUCGGGGCAUAUCCAAAUGUAAACGCUGAACCUAAACUGCGGAACAACAAGUUUUUGUCUUUACUAAAUCAUCUUCGGUUCUACAUCCCCGAGAUUUAUCCACAGCUUGAAAAGAUUGUUUUCCUCGACGACGACGUUGUUGUCCAGAAAGACCUAAUACCACUUUUCUCACUUGAAUUGCACGGAAACGUAAUCGGUGCAGUCGAAACCUGUCUUGAAGCAUUUCACCGGUACUACAAGUACCUCAACUUCACAAAUCCAAUCAUAAACUCAAAGUUCGAUCCACAGACAUGCGCGUGGUCAUUAGGCAUGAAUGUUUUCGACUUGAUUCAAUGGAGGAAAUCAAAUGUGACAGCAAUAUAUCACUACUGGCAAGAGCAGAAUGCCGAUGGGACGCUGUGGAAGCUCGGUACACUUUCUCCUGCACUUCUUAGUUUUUAUGGUUUGGUGGAACCACUUGACAGAAGAUGGCAUGUUUUAGGACUAGGUUACGACCUAAAUGUCGAUAAUCGAUUAAUCGAAAGUGCGGCUGUUAUUCACUUCAAUGGUAACAUGAAACCAUGGCUGAGAUUAUCUAUAAGCAGAUAUAGGCCAUUAUGGCACAAGUACAUAAAUCAUUGUCACCCUUAUUUCCAAGAAUGUGCUAUAGGUUAA
Messenger RNA from Lathyrus sativus (Indian pea), 1128 nucleotides. Lineage: Eukaryota; Viridiplantae; Streptophyta; Magnoliopsida; Fabales; Fabaceae. The record is from the annotation of a GenBank genome assembly.